Molecule: messenger RNA, 2194 nt
Organism: Apis mellifera (honey bee)
Lineage: Eukaryota; Metazoa; Arthropoda; Insecta; Hymenoptera; Apidae
Gene: Asciz
Exons: 3
Coding region: 144-1787 (547 amino acids)
Biological process (GO): regulation of transcription by RNA polymerase II
Cellular component (GO): nucleus
Molecular function (GO): transcription cis-regulatory region binding; DNA-binding transcription factor activity, RNA polymerase II-specific
Source: RefSeq, a predicted model, not a curated record
AAUUUAAUAAAAAACAGGAUGGUGUUGUAAUGCAAAAAAUUAUAAACAAAUGCACCUAUCUUUGAAUUGAUUGAACAUUGAAUUAGCCAUUUAACGGCGGUAGUUUGUAUACAUGUUUAAGUGUCGCGAAAAAAUAACCUCUAAUGGAAAAAAUUAAACCCGUACAAAAUAAUAUAUCAAAAUGUAUCAAAACUAUCUGUCCAUCACCGGAGCAACUUAGCAUAAUAACGAAUAAUAUAAAAUGCGAAAAAUGUGGACUCGUAUUUAAAAAUGAACCGCGAUAUCGGUUACAUGAUCUUAAAGUACAUCAGCGUAAAAAUUUAGAUAAAGCAAUAAAAGAAAAUGUACAGUAUCAUUGUCCGGUAGAAUCUUGUAUUUAUGCUCCAAAAGCAGAAAGACAUUUUAGUACUAUGAAAUAUCUUAAACAGCAUUAUCUUAAAGUACAUGCAAAAAAAACGCAUGCAUGUACUCGUUGUGAUAAAAGCUUUUCUACUGAAGCAGCAAAGGAAGGACAUAUGAGAAUAUGUGGAAUUGAAUUCGUAUGUUCUUGUUUAAAAACUUACACUUCUUAUGAAGCCUUGCUUACACAUGCAAAACGAUCAUUACAUACUAUAGAUGAUAAAUAUAAAAAUUUUUUAAGACGCACAAAUUCUAAAGCAAUGAGAUUGAUUUUACCAACUAGUCAAACAGAAAUAAAUAAAUUAAUUACAAUACUACCAACAAAUCAAAAUGAAAAUAGAAUAUCAGAUAAUAAUGGUUCCAUACAGAAAUUAACAUUAGAUAUUGGUAUACAAACUGAUGAAUAUAAAAAGAAUAAAAGAAUAUCAAGUCCAUUAAAACAUAUUAACAAUAGUUAUUAUCAUAAUGGAAAACGUGGAAUAUCUAAACAAACGCAGACAAGUAUUUUCCAAAAAGUUAAACAAAAUGUAAUAUCCAUGGAAACACAAACUACACAAGCUUCACAAGCAUUUAAAAAUGCAUUGAAACUUCAGAAACAUAGAAGAAAUUCUGUAUCUCAAAAUUCUGAUUAUACACUGUUAAAGGAAGACCUUAAUCUUGGCAAUUUUACAGCUACAAAUUUAUUUCCUGGUAGUCCAUUACCACUUCGUCAUGAUGAUGGAUUACAAGAUUUUUGGGAAGAAAAGAGUACAUCAGGUACUCAAACAAUACCUGAAAAAGACAUGUUUGAAGUUCUAAAUGAUAAUGUUACUCAAACAGAAUUUGAAACAUUUUAUGAACAUAGUACAAAUCCAUUAAUGCAGUGUACUCCAAAAAGUACAGUUGCUUUAAUGACUUUACCUUAUGUUGAAGAAACAUCAAAUGUUGAAGGAUAUUCCUUUGUAUCUUCAGAUAGUAUAUCACGAUCAGAUCCCAUGCUUACAGACAAAACUUUUGAUGACAAAUUUAGCAGUAUAGAAACUCAAACAGAACAAGCUUAUUCAUUUUUUGAUUCAGAUCCUUUAACUAGAUCAUUUGCUUUAAGUUCUAUUGAAACACAAACUACAAAUAAUAUUGAUAACAUGGAACAACUAUUAUACAGUAAUACAUGCACGCAAACUUGCGAUGAAAUACUACCGACUGAUCUAGGAUUAUCUAAUAUUCAAACACAAACACCUUGGACUCAACUCGAAGAUACUACUGUUUCUGCUGAAACACAAACAAAAUCUUUGAUAUGUGAAACAGGUUGCAAUAUUUCAAUAGGUGCAUGUCGUUCAUGGUUGAGUACUCAAACUAGUCAUACUGAAACACAAACUGAUUUACUUAGUAUUUUUGAAAGUCUUCAAUAAUAAAGUAUUUAAUUUUUGUGCAAAUGGUGAUAUAACAAUUGAUAUUUAAAUAAUUUGCAUUUGGUAUUGUAAAAUAAGACUAAUUUUUCAUAUUGUUAUUUAGUACUUUGGUAUUUUUUAUAUUUUAUUACAAACUAAUUAUAUGUAUUUAAGUUCCUGUAUAUGUGCAAUUUGUUAAUGAAAUAUUACGUGCAUUGAUUGAGAACUGCAUUUUCUUAAAAAGAAUGUUUUAAAUUUACUGUAUUAUACAGUAUCCACACUGCCAUAAUUUUAAAAUAUGUAUUGUUUAUACAUAUUGUUUAUAUGUUUCCAGAAUAAAAUUAUACACAUUGCAGGCAAUGUAGUUACAUGUAACUUAUUAAAAUAUUAAUUUAAGAUUCUCAUAAUGGAAAAAAUAUUAUUAAUUU